GUUGUUGUGGAUUUUUGGGCAAUUGCAGGUUGUUGUUUUUGAGGGAUUUUUGGGCAAUUGCAGGUUGUUGUGAGGAAUUUUUUGGCAAUUGAGGGCAAACGGGCAAUUGAGGGAUUUUUGGGAAUUUUUUGACGAAUCUGUUCUCUAGCAAAGCAAACAAUAAACACCGAAUGUAAGACCAAACUUCCAAGUUUUUCAAUUCAUCAUCUUCCAGCUUCAUUUCUUCCACUCAUCAUCAUGUCUGAUACAGAAACAGAUUCCCCAACAACAUUAAGUACCAAUCCUCAGAGCAAGGAAAGCCCAUAUCUAAUGUCUGAUGCAGAUUCUGUCAAAGAUAUAUUUCUAUGGAGGAGAAAGAAGGCAACUGCAACCACCCUCUUAGCAUCAACAGCCAUAUGGGUUCUGCUGGACAAAUAUCAAUUCAAAUUCAUCACCGUGGCUUCAUGGGUGGCCAUGUCCGUCGCUGCAUUAUCAUUCCUCUGGGGUAACCUACUCAGGCUUGUUGGCAGAGAGCCACCGAAUCUGUCCAGACUGGAAAUCUCGGAAGAAUACACCGUGGAGAUUGCAAACAGUCUCCGGACACUAGUUGAAGCAGCUGUGAGAUGGAUGUUUGAUGUGAGCGUUGAGAGAGAUCUGUUUACAUUUGCAGGAGUACUAGCCGAAAUAUUCCUACUGUCAUAUGUAGGAAGCUCCUGUGAUUUGUUAACACUUCUUUAUGCAGGUACUUUGAUGGGGAUGACAGUGCCAGUGACUUAUGUCAAGUACGAGGAUAAACUAAAGAGGGGAUGGGAGAGGAUCACGGUUCAGUAUACAACAUUUCAGGAGAACUUAGUUAGGAAGGUGAGUAACUACAAGGACAAGAAAACCUAGUCCAAGAAGACUAAGUAGCCCACCUGACUUUGUUGUUAAAAGCUGGAUUUCAUUUUCUCUUUUCUCAUGGAUUGAGUCUUCUCUUCGUUCCUUUGUAUUUUUUUUUUUCUUGGUUGAAAAAUCAACACGGAUUAAGGGCAUGAGAUUUCUAGCGUGUCCCGUACAUACCGCGUGGAUUAGCCGUCUGCUGGGAAAUUA
This is a messenger RNA of Rubroshorea leprosula, 1068 nucleotides long. Lineage: Eukaryota; Viridiplantae; Streptophyta; Magnoliopsida; Malvales; Dipterocarpaceae. The record is from the annotation of a GenBank genome assembly.